AUGGAGACGCGUCCGGUGCCGCCGCUGCGCCUCUCCUGCUGGAGGCUUGUGCUCGCGCUCGGGGCGCUCGGGGUGUGUGUGAGCUCGGUGCUGGAGUGUCCGCCGACCUGCAGCUGCACCAUGACGGAGAUUUACUGCAAUAAGUCGCACCAGGGCAGCUUCUUCCCCCUGCUCGCGCUGCACGAGACGGGCAUGGACGCGGGGGGUAACGGCACGCACGCGCCCAGCAUCUCCGAGCUCUUCCAGAACAUCAGCUCCAUACACAUCGAGAACUGGAUGGGCCUGCAAACCGUACAGGAGGUUGACAUGGCUCUGUACACCGGCAUCCAGAGACUGACUAUCACAAACUGCAAUCUGAGGACGAUCCAGACUAGAGCCUUCGCCCAGAACCCACAUCUACACUACAUAAAUUUGUCCAAGAACCCUCUGACUACUCUUUCCUGGCAACUCUUCCAGAAUCUGCAGCUUAUUGAUCUGAGGCUAGAGGGCGUGGUGUUUAACUGCAGCUGUGAGAUUCGGUGGAUCCAGCUUUGGCAGCAGAGAGGAGAAGCGAGUCUCCACAACCAGCAGCUAUUCUGUAACACAGGCUUCAGUCAGAUCCCUCUGCAACUCCUCAACAUCUCCCACUGCGAUGUUCCAGAAAUCAGUGUGACAAACAGCAGCCUGACGGUGAAGGAGGGAGAUCAGGUCACCAUCACGUGUAAUGGGUCUGGAGUUCCAGUUCCUGAUGUGGACUGGAAGGUUAACUCAUUGCACUCCAUCAGCACACAACAGGCCACUCAGUUUCCUCCCCACGUGCACUCGUUGACGUUAACCCUGUUUAACGUGAGUCGGGAUGAUAACCUGUCCCUGCUGCCCUGCACCACCGAGAACAUUGUGGGCAUGAGCAACACCUCCGUCCACCUCUCCGUCCAGUUCCCUCCUACCAUCAUACGCUUUGAAAAACCAGAGAAAUGGCACGACACGUGCAUGAUGUUUAUCGUCCGAGGCCAGCCGCUGCCCAAGGUGCGCUUCCUCUACAAAGACACCGAGCUGCCUCAGACCAAAUACAUCAGCAUGGCGGCCGACGUUUACCGAGACUCGCUGGAGGGCUGCCUCAUCUUCAAAAACCCCACCCACCACAACAACGGCAACUACACACUCGAGGCUCGAAACGACCUGGGUGUGACCACCAAAACGGUCGAUGCACACUUCAUGGGAGCGCCUUUUGAUGGAGACUAUGUGGAAUACAUUCACCCUACAGCUCACACUCCUGUGAGUGCGAGUCUAACUCCCACCAUCACUGUUACUCACCGACCUGAAGAGGACACGUUCGGGGUGUCGAUCGCAGUGGGCUUGGCUGGCUUUGCCUGUGUCCUCCUCCUCGUCAUGUUUGUCCUUAUUAAUAAAUAUGGCAGGCGCUCCAAGUUCGGCAUGAAAGGUCCGGUAGCCGUGAUUAGCGGAGAGGAAGACAGCGCCAGUCCCCUCCAUCAUGUUAAUCACGGUAUUUUAAGCCCAUGUACGCUGGAGGCGGGGCCUGACGCCGUGGUCAUCGGCAUGACCCGAAUCCCCGUCAUCGAGAACCCGCAGUACUUCCGUCACGGACACAACUGCAGCAAGCCCGCGACAUACGUGCAGCACAUAAAGCGCCGGGACAUCGUGUUGAAGCGCGAGCUCGGCGAGGGCGCCUUCGGGAAGGUCUUCCUGGCAGAGUGUUACAAUCUCAGUCCCACCAAGGACAAGAUGCUCGUCGCCGUGAAGACUCUGAAGGAUCCCACGUUAGCGGCGAGGAAAGAUUUCCAGCGUGAAGCCGAGCUCCUGACUAACCUGCAGCACGAGCAUAUCGUGAAGUUUUACGGAGUCUGCGUGGACGGAGAUCCGCUCAUCAUGGUGUUCGAAUACAUGAAGCACGGAGAUCUCAACAAGUUCCUCAGAGCUCACGGCCCUGACGCCAUGAUCCUGGUCGACGGCCAGCCGCUGCAGACGAACGGGGAGCUGGGUCUGUCCCAGAUGCUGCACAUCGCCACUCAGAUCGCAGCGGGCAUGGUGUACCUGGCGUCUCAGCACUUUGUGCACCGAGACCUGGCGACACGCAACUGCCUGGUGGGGAACGGGCUGCUGGUGAAGAUCGGAGACUUCGGCAUGUCCAGAGACAUCUACAGCACUGACUACUACCGGGUCGGGGGUCAUACGAUGCUUCCUAUCCGCUGGAUGCCUCCUGAAAGCAUAAUGUACCGCAAAUUCACUACUGAGAGCGAUGUAUGGAGCUUCGGCGUCAUCCUAUGGGAGAUCUUCACCUAUGGAAAGCAGCCGUGGUUCCAGCUUGCUAAUAACGAGGUGAUCGAGUGUAUAACGCAGGGUCGGGUGCUGGAGCGUCCUCGCGUUUGUCCUAAAGAGGUGUAUGACGUGAUGUUGGGCUGCUGGCAGCGAGAACCGCAGCAGAGGCUCAACAUUAAAGAGAUCCAGAAGAUUCUGUUCGCCUUGGGAAAAGCGGCGCCGGUUUACCUGGACAUCCUCGGCUAAAACAACUAGUCAGAACCAGAACCGGACCUCAAGUAUACAAACACUCACAAACACACACACGCACACACACACAUCUGAGCAAUGGGACGGACUUAAGUGCCUGCUACACUUUUUCAAACACUGGAUACGAGUCUUUAUGGAGCACUUUUUCCUUUUUUUUGGGUUUACCUGCUG
Clarias gariepinus (North African catfish) is the source of this 2676-nucleotide messenger RNA. It is a transcript of the gene ntrk3a, whose product is annotated as neurotrophic tyrosine kinase, receptor, type 3a. NCBI's taxonomy places the organism in Eukaryota, Metazoa, Chordata, Actinopteri, Siluriformes, Clariidae. Gene Ontology annotation, biological process: regulation of phosphatidylinositol 3-kinase/protein kinase B signal transduction; positive regulation of kinase activity; cell surface receptor protein tyrosine kinase signaling pathway. Gene Ontology annotation, cellular component: plasma membrane; signaling receptor complex; axon. The record is from RefSeq and is a predicted model, not a curated record. Bases 1 to 2502 code for a protein of 833 amino acids. The transcript has 17 exons. Gene Ontology annotation, molecular function: neurotrophin receptor activity; neurotrophin binding; ATP binding.